AUAUUCUGGUAGUACUGGGUAGACUUUUCAACUUGAAAACAUUGCCGCAUACAAUGCUCAUUUCCACAUCUCUGGCAAUUUUUGUCUUUUGCAGCGCAAGCACCUCCUGCAAAUAGGAGGGAAGUCACUGCGCGAGGUGGCAUCGUAUGCCAUGAAGGCUGUUAUGGCGCACCCCGUCCAAGUGCUUUACAGCCUUCAUAGCAGGAAGGGGAAGAGGGCAUUCAUCAAUUUGAAGUUAUGCCGGAUAGUCACAGAUGUCAUCUGUGCGAAAGGGGGGGGGGGCGACCUGACACAAGCACAGAACUUCAUUAAGUGGUUGCCAGGGUCUGUGGUCAGCGGUGGUGGCAGGAAGAGGCGUUUCACAGCAACGUUUGCAGCAGAGCAGCCCGAUGAUCCCUCCCUUCAGGGCAGGAAUCAUUGCCUGCCCACUGCUGCCCUCUCCCUGCCCCACCCUUGCCCUCAGGUCCCUGGCAAGUCCACCGUCGGCCCCUCCUGUCCGGCUGCUGCUGCCCCUGCUCCUUCCCCUGCUGCAGCCCCUGCCGCCCCUGCCCCUGCUCCUGCUGCUGCCCCUGGAGCUGAGCACCCCUACUGAUGCCUGCAUCAGUUCAAGAAUUGUAUUGUAAAUAGUAAAAUAGUACUGUAAAUAGUAUACUAAAUAAAUUAUAUUUUCGUUUACGCUUUGCGUGUGUCUGCAGGAAGUUUCCUUUCCGCACUUAUUUCCAUCACAUU
Molecule: messenger RNA, 729 nt
Organism: Dermacentor silvarum
Lineage: Eukaryota; Metazoa; Arthropoda; Arachnida; Ixodida; Ixodidae
Exons: 2
Coding region: 152-592 (146 amino acids)
Source: RefSeq, a predicted model, not a curated record